This is a messenger RNA of Wallemia ichthyophaga EXF-994, 375 nucleotides long. RefSeq lists its product as uncharacterized. The coding region runs from base 1 to 375 and encodes 124 amino acids. The record is from RefSeq and is a predicted model, not a curated record. Lineage: Eukaryota; Fungi; Basidiomycota; Wallemiomycetes; Wallemiales; Wallemiaceae. The transcript is spliced from 2 exons.
AUGAGAUUGUCUUUACUUGUCGUCUCAUCAGUCAUCUGCGCUGCUGCUUCUGUAGUGCUGUUUGCUAAUUACCUUCCAAAUGAUAUAGCUCCCACCAAGCGUGGUGACGAGCAGCUGAUCAGCCUUCAAGAUGAAGCUAUCGAUCCUGAUAUCAAGCUUUUGGUCAAAAUUAUCUUCAACGGAACUGAUUCAUCCUCAACCAGCAAGCGCGAUGACAAGCAGUUGAUAGGCCUACAAGAUAAAUCGUUUGAUCUUGACAUCAAGGGUUUAUCAAAAUUAUCAAAAACGGAACUGAAGAAUCAUCUAAGCGUGAGGUUGCCGCUCCCAAAAUUCAAGCUGGCCUUUGAGCUGGCGUCUUCUGAUUUGCCUUUUUAA